Molecule: messenger RNA, 7120 nt
Organism: Drosophila suzukii
Lineage: Eukaryota; Metazoa; Arthropoda; Insecta; Diptera; Drosophilidae
Gene: Pde9
Product: phosphodiesterase 9
Biological process (GO): cGMP catabolic process; signal transduction
Molecular function (GO): 3',5'-cyclic-GMP phosphodiesterase activity
Source: RefSeq, a predicted model, not a curated record
UUUUGAAUCAUUUCGAAAAUUGUGUUUGCCCGGUACGAUUCUUCGAUCUCCGAUUCUCCGAUUCUUCGCCGGCAGGUGAAUUUUGAAUAUCGCACCGGAAUAAAAAAAAAAACCCAAAAAAUAAAACAAAUAACGGGAAUGACAAAAAAACAAAUCACAGCGGGCCUUAAUUAUUUAAUUGAAUUAUAAAGUUAUAAAGUGCUGGUGAUCGCAGUAAAUCGGAUAAUAAAAUAAUAAAAUAAAAUAAUAUUUUAUUCACUAUGAUAAUAAGCAUUUUAAAUUGAUUUUUUGUUGUUUUUGUUGAACGUGAAUAUCGCAACGGAAUAAAAAAACCCAAAAAAAAUAAGGCAAAUAUCGGGAAUGACAAAAAAAAAAUCAAAUCGGAACAGCCACCGGGCGUUAAUUAUUUAAUUGAAUGAUAAAGUGCUGGUGAUCGCAGUAAAUCGGAUAAUUAAAUUGUUUUUUUUAUGGCAAAAUAAACUGCUUAAUAAAUGAUUUAAGCAAUUAAAUUGAUUUUAGCAAAUUAACCUAGAAUUGCUGGUACUAAAAUAUUUUAAUGUGCGCGCCCCUCUUUUAUUUUGAAUUAAAAUAAUAUAAUACGCAUUUUAAAUUGUUUUUUGUUGUUUUUGUUGAGAGUGCAGUUAAGAUCAAGCAAUGUGUGUGUGUGUGUGUGUGUUUGUGAGGAAGUUAUAGUUUAAUGUUGGUUAGCUUCAAUUGUCGAGCAACACAAAAAAAAUUAUAAAAAAAAAGAAAAAUAAAUAAUACAGCCGCAGCAGCAGCAACAAUAGCAAAAACAAAAACAACAAAGUGAUGCUGAUUGAUGUCACACACACCACGUUAAAAAAUACAUUAUCACCUUGAAGGGGUUUAUCAAUUUUGUCAGCCCAUAAAGAUGGUAUCUUGGAAAACAGUUUAGAGGAGAGCUUGAGAAAAUUUUCCAAUACAACAGAUUCGCCCAACGCUCCACAGCGGAAACGGAAGUGACGCCCCGGGGGAAGAAGAGGAAGCGCCGGUGGGGCAGGACAAACGGCUGAAUAAUGCAAAUUAAAACACAAUAAAAUGUAAAACACAAAUGACAACCGAGCGAAAGGAGCAAGAAAUAGCGAAAGCGAAAGUGACUGCGAAUGCGAAUCGUCUGACAGGCCAAAAAAUGCGAGUGGCGGCAACUUUUCCACUGAAUUGAUUCGAUUUCAACCAGUACUCCUGGCAUACGGAGCGUAUGCGCGAUAUACGUAUACGCGAUAUUUAUAGGGUAUAGGAGGGCAUAGUAGGGGCUAUAGGGUGGUGAGAAGGGCGUAGGGCGCCGGGGGAGCGGCUGUUUGGAAAAUUUGCAUAACUUUGCUGGCGUGGCAUAAACAUCAGAAAACAAAUUGCAAGUAACAAAGGGAAACAACGGUCAUAAAAACGGCGCCAGCCUCGUAAAAAUACGUAAAAAUUACACCCAACCCCCAAAAAAAAAAACAAAAACCCCGAGCGCUGAAAUUAAUUUAUGCAGCAAAUCAAAAACGAAUAGGGAAGAAAUAUAAAAAAUAAACGCAGGCCGUAACAAUUAAGAGGGAAGAAAAGCUCGGAAAAGCUGGGAAAAGUGCAGCAAAUAUAAUUGAGAAAAAUCAGAAAAAUCAGAGAAAAAACAGAGUGCUGAAAAACCGGUUAGCAAGGGUUGCUUAUAAAUGUACCAGGACAGCGGCUGCAGCAGCAGUAGCAGUCGACGCGGCAGCAGCAGUGCAGCAGCAACAACUACAGCAGCAACUGCAGCAGCAGCAGCAGCAACAGCAGCAACAGCAGCAGCAGCAACAGCAGCAGCAGCAGCAACAACCAGCAGCAGCGACGAGGAAACCCUCGAAACCCUGACCAUUAUAACGACCACCAUCACCGAGAGCGAUAUCCAUGCGACGACCACAACCACGACGGUUAUAGCCAGCGGCACGGCGACCACGGCGGCAACAGCAACACUAGCCACACUAGCAACACUUGGCAACACCAGCAACACCAGCGACAUCGAGGACAGCAGUCCGGUGGAGAGCGAGGAGUCCGCCGAGUGUGAGUACAUCGAGAUCGAUUGCCAGACGACCGUCCAGGAGGGUACCUCGCCGAGCAGCAGCAGCACCACCAGCAGCAGCGGCAAUGCGGCCUUGCUGCAGCAACAGCAACACCAGCAGCAGCAGCAACAGCAACAGCAGCAGCAGCAGCAGCAACAGUUGCAACUGCAGCUGCAGCAGGCGGACGUGCGAUUGUUGCGUAAAAUAGGCUAUAUUGCAUCGCGUGUGCGGUGUUUGGCCAAGUUCUACGGUGAUUUUCGGCUGGUGAAUCCCUAUAGUGCCCGCCGGCAGAGGCGUCAGCUGCAGGAGAUCCUGCUGCGGCACUCGAUCUUCGAUCCUGGCAAGGAGCAUCAGCGGGCAAUUGUCCUGGCAGCGGCAACGGCGGCCAUAGUGGAUUGCGCCUGUGGGAGCAGCAGCAUCAGUUUAGAGGCGGUCAGCAGCAGGAGUCGCAGCAGUGAGCUGGAGGAGGAUCAUCAGGAUCAGCAGGAUCACCAGGAUCAGCCAGAGCAGGAGGAUCGUCAUCAGCAGGAGGAGGAGGAAGAGGAGGAGGAUCACCAGGAGAAGCUAGAGAAAACAGAGGAGGAGCCACCGCCGGCGAUUGCCGUGACCACCACCACCACCACCACGGCCACCGUGCGCCGGAAGUCGUCGAGCAGCUCGACCAUCAGCGGCACGGCCACCGUUUCCGGUUCCGUUUCGGUCUCCGCCUCUGCCUCGCAAUCCUUUUGCUCCAACAAUAUCAAUCUGCUCGAGGAGCUGCUCAUUCAGUUCUACGAGGAGCAGGAUCAUCGCAGCAAUCUCACGGUGAUCAGGCAGCAGCAUCAGCAGCAGCAACAACAGCAGAGGAUCGCCAACAACAAUAACAACAACAACAAUUGCAACAGCAUACAGAACAACAACAACAUGUCGAAUUCAGCCGGUGGCACUGCGGCAGCAGCGGCAGUAGCAACAACAACCACAAUGACAACCGUUGAGCAGCCGGCCACAUCGAGCGGUACCACCAGCGGCAGCACCACCACCACCACCACCACCCACUUGCAACCCACCGCCCUGCCCGACGGCAGCGAUAAUCGCGAUAAUCCCCGUCGCCGGCGGGCCAGCGACUGCUCGGCGGUCCAGGCCGCCCUCCAGAAUCAGCUGCACUGCAUCACGCUGAAGAACAACAAUUGCGGCAAGGCACUGCCCUUCCAUCGCGGCAGUUGCGGCGCUGCCGGUGAGCAUCUGCUGGCCGCCAAUUCGAUUGCCAAUCGGGCCACCAUUAUCCUGAGUAAAUCCUGCAGCAAUGUGGAUGGCGAUGUGGCAGGCGGAGCCAAUACAGUGGCUUCGGCGGCUUUGACUCCAGUUGGCAUCGGUGGUAGUAUUAAAAUGCGGGCCAGUGCCACCGAUAUCGAGUCAACGAAUAUGGCGCUGAAUGGGGCGGCCAGGGAUGCCAUUGUGGCCGCCUCGAAUAAUGGGAAUAACGGGAAUAAUGGUAAUAACGGCAACAACGAGUACAGCAUCCUGCAGCUGAACAACACGAUCAUCCAGUGCCACUUCAACGACGACGACUUCCGCGCCCUCGUCAAGGACCUCAAGCGCAAGGUCGAGUACACGGAGCGCAUGAACUGGCUAUGUCUCUCCAAACGACCGCUGGGCCCGCCGCAUCGUAAAAGCAGUCUACCAAAGCAUCAGGAGGUGAAGCGCCGCUUCCUGGAAAUUUGUGAUACGACCUUCUCGGAGGAGGUGAGGGCCGCCCUGCGCCUGCCGGCCUUCGACUCCUACGAGUGGGGCGACGCCGACGUCAUCCACCUCAUGCAGACCAUGUUCGUCGAGCUGGGCUUCAUCGAGAAGUUCAGCAUCCCGGUGGACACGCUCCGCGAAUGGCUCUACGAGGUCUACAAGCACUACAACGAGGUGCCCUUCCACAACUUUCGGCACUGCUUCUGCGUUGCCCAAAUGAUGUAUGCCAUAACGCGCCAGGCGAAUCUGCUGAGCCGCCUGGGCGACCUGGAGUGUCUGAUCCUGCUGGUGUCCUGCAUCUGCCACGACCUCGACCAUCCUGGCUACAACAAUAUCUACCAGAUUAAUGCCCGCACCGAGCUGGCACUCAGAUACAAUGACAUCUCACCGCUGGAGAACCACCAUUGUUCGAUAGCGUUCCGACUGCUGGAGCAUCCCGAAUGCAAUAUAUUCAAGAACUUCAGCCGCGACACCUUCAACAACAUUCGCGAGGGCAUCAUCCGCUGCAUUUUGGCCACGGACAUGGCCCGUCACAAUGAGAUCCUCACCCAGUUUAUGGAGAUAACGCCCGUUUUCGACUACAGCAACCGUGCGCACAUCAAUCUGCUCUGCAUGAUCCUGAUCAAGGUGGCGGACAUCUCGAAUGAGGCGCGACCCAUGGACGUGGCCGAACCCUGGCUGGACCGCCUGCUCCAGGAGUUCUUCGCCCAGAGUGCCGCCGAGAAGUCCGAAGGAUUGCCGGUGACGCCCUUCAUGGAUCCGGACAAGGUCAGCAAGCCGGGCUCGCAGGUCCGCUUCAUCGGACUCGUCCUCCUGCCACUCUUCGAGGCUCUUGGCGAACUGGUGCCGGAGCUCACCGACCUCAUCAUCAUACCCGUGCGCAUCGCCCUGGAGUACUACAGACGUCUUAAUGAUGCCCAGACUAAAACGCGCAAAUCGGUGGCGGACAGCAACACGUCGGCGACCUCGGACAGCAACAGCGGCACCAUUGACUCCAAUGCGGCGAUGGUCAGCACUCCGGGCGGGGCCAGCGAUAAGCUGAGCCUGGACAAGACCCAGGGCAACUCGCAGGGCUCCGGCGGAGGAGGCGGCGGAGGCGGGGCAGGAGGUACUGGAUCCGGCGGCGGUGGGAACAAUGCCGCCGGAAGCGUCUCGCCACAAAUGCCACGUUCCGGUUCCGGGAUCAGUGUGAAGUCGCGGCGCAGCAUUCCCUCACAGAAGUCCGCCUCGAGGACGUCCGUGGAUGAGCCCGGCGGAAUGGCGGCGGAGCUCCACGAUUUGCCGGAGGGCAGCGAGAGCGGCGACUCGGAAACGGCCACCGAAGUGGAUGUGGCCGAGAAGACGUCCAAGUUCAAGGUGGACACGGAGGGCAGCAGCAACCGGAGCAAGUCCUCGCACUCGACCUCCCGGAAGUCGUCGCGCGAGAAGCGUCCCUCGAUGAUCGGCGAGCUGUGCAGCAGCGGCGGUGGCCAGCGGAUCCGGAACUCGUACGGCAACAUCCAUGGCUACCACAGCAAUCGCUGUCACUUCGGCAACAACCGGGCGGUCAGCCUGGAUCAGUACAGUAGUGCCGGGAAUAAUCGCCGCUUGUCGGACGGAUUGCCGCAGGUGAUCUCGGAUAGUAAUGUUUUCUACGGUCGGCACAAUCGCAGCAGCAUGGAGACCGGCGGCGGCGGUGGUGCGGUGAUUAGUGCUCCGCAGGACACCAAUGCCAAUACCAAUCAUCCGGGCGGAUGUCAGCUCAAGGAGCUGUUGGCCAGGACCGAGGCGGACUCGGAGGGCGAGGGAGAUGGCAAGAAGAUGAUGCCACUGGCUGCCAUACCGUCGCUGCCCUUGGCCACCUCAUCGAAUGGUAAUAUAUCGCCGCCCCUGGUGGUCACCGAGCAAAUCCUGCCCAGCAAUGGCAGUACACGGAGCAGUGCCAGUGGCUCUGGAGUGCCUGGAGGAUCUGGAACCGGAGGUGGUGUGGGUGGUGGUGGUGGCGCAGGACCCUCGACUGGUGGUGGCAGCUCCUGGAAAUCGAGACUGCGCCAGUUCUCCGAUUACUUUAGCUUCAGCUUCGAUAAGAGCAACAAGCGUUUUGGCAGCACACGGAGCAGUCCAUGUCCCGGUUCCAAUUCCAGUUCCGGAAGGGCCAACAACAAUGCCAAUGGCUUGGGUGAAAAUCAAGAGGGAACCGGAGGAGGAGGAGGAGGAAAGCCGGGAAUUUGCUGCACCAUCAACGCGGGAAUGGGUGAGACUGGAACCGCAGGAGGCGGAGGAGUUGGAACCUUGACCACUGGGAAUGAUGCCCAUCAGCGACAUCGCGCCUACAGUCUAGAUGUGCCCGGCAUGAUGCGAUAUUCCUCCAACGACAGCAGUCGCCAUCCCAGCAACAAUACCCUACAGAGUGCGGGAGGAGGAGGAGGAGUAGGAGGCACUGGCACCGCAGGAUUAGCUGGCGGAUUAGAGGUAACCGCCCAGCGAGUGCCGCCCAGCUUGAGUGUGGAAUUGGGCCUGGCCAGCGGAUCGUCAUCAGAGGCGGGCCCAAAGAUUUGACAACAGGGGAGCACCAGGGAGGAUGCAGCAUUGACCAAGGGCUAUGGUGACGUUGAGGAGGAGGAGCAGGAGGAGGAUGAGGAUGACGGCGAUGUGGGCGACGAGGAGCACCGUCAGCUGCACCAUCAGCAGCAACAACAACCAGAUGCCACCUCCAGCUGCGAGGUGUCCUCCAUGUCGAUGACCGUGUGGUCGGCGAUUGGCCAACGUUUGAACGCCCUCGUCUGUCAUUGCUGCGAACGCAAAUUACCAGAACCGGAAAAUGUCUAAAUGGGUGGGGGUAAAUGGCAUAAAAGGGGGGGAGUUCGCUAUGAAGCACCCAACCCCCAUCACCUUUUAGCAGCUGCGGGGGGUUCGUUGGCUCUCACAGACUUUGUCUUUGCCUGGUAGCCUAAGUUUAAGCCUAGUUCUUAACUAUUUACUCUAAGUUUCCACAGAUUUUACUCUCUUGUUUUUUUCUUUUUUUUUAUUAUUUUAUAUACUUCUCUUGUUUACCUUUUAAGUAUUUUUAUUUAUGUACACGCGCAUACACACACAAAUAUAUACAUAUUAUUAUUAUUGAUUGCAUUUAAUUUUGUGGUCCAAAACGAAGUGGCAAGCAAAUGGAGCGAGUAUUUGGUUAGUUGUUCUGCUAAAGCAAUAAAAUCUUUUUUAUAUAUUUAUCUGAACAGUUCAAACCAACCUUAAAGACCAAAUUUGCACAAAAGUUUUUAAAUCAACGAUGUGUUAUCAUCAUUCGGCUACUAAAAGGAUCUUAGCAAUCACAAAAAUGGCGCCCAAACAAAAACUACAAGGACUUACUUUUAAAAUAACUUAAGUUCGUG